AUGGGCGAGCGUAAGGUGCUGAACAAGUAUUUUCCACCAGAUUUUGAUCCAUUGCUAGUGCCACGUCGCAAACGACCGAAAAAUCAGCAGGUGGAGGUUCGUAUGAUGUUGCCGUUCUCCAUACAGUGCGCUACCUGUGGCGAGUACAUGUACCGUGGAAAGAAAUUUAACUCGCGCAAGGAAGAGGUAUUAGAGGAAAAUUAUCACGGUAUUCGCAUCUAUCGCUUCUACAUUAAGUGUAUAACGUGCUCGUCUGAAAUCACUUUCAAGACCGACCCCAAGCGCGGAGAUUACGUGGCCGAGCACGGCUGUCAGCGCAAUUUUGAACCCUGGAGAGAAAAUGAGGAUGAAGAAAAAGCAGCCAUCACUCAGCGUGCUGAGGAGGAAAAAGGAGAUGCCAUGAAGGCUCUUGAAAAUCGCACUCUUGACUCCAAGCGUGAGAUGGAUAUAUUAGACGCGCUGGACGAAAUCAAAGCCAUUAACCAGCGUCACGCUAAGGUAGAUACGGACAAAUUGCUGCAGCAACAUGCAGACGUAGGCAAAAUCACCAUUGAGAAAGAAGCUGAACAGCUUAAGGAAGACCGAGAAACAGCUCAUCGUGCGUUUAAGGAAAGGCAAAAGAUGCAACCGAAAACGAUUGCGCCAAAACGAACGGUAGGAGACUUUUGUGAGGGUCCCACGAGACUGAUAUCUGGUGAAGCAAAAGAUGACACUCUAGUGACGCCACCAAUCAAGCUGGUUGUUUCAGUUAAAACAAAGUCGAAUGCAGUUGAUAAGAAGAAGAUAGGUAGGAUAAAGCACCCUGUAAAUCCAGCUCCAAGCUUGGUCGCUGAUUACAGUGACAGUGAAUAA
This is a messenger RNA of Plasmopara halstedii, 852 nucleotides long. RefSeq lists its product as uncharacterized. Gene Ontology annotation, biological process: mRNA splicing, via spliceosome. Gene Ontology annotation, cellular component: U2-type catalytic step 1 spliceosome. The transcript has a single exon. The coding region runs from base 1 to 852 and encodes 283 amino acids. The record is from RefSeq and is a predicted model, not a curated record. Lineage: Eukaryota; Oomycota; Peronosporomycetes; Peronosporales; Peronosporaceae.